Messenger RNA from Bombus terrestris (buff-tailed bumblebee), 3016 nucleotides. It is a transcript of the gene Ctu2, whose product is annotated as cytoplasmic tRNA 2-thiolation protein 2. The transcript is spliced from 4 exons. The record is from RefSeq and is a predicted model, not a curated record. The coding region runs from base 81 to 1559 and encodes 492 amino acids. NCBI's taxonomy places the organism in Eukaryota, Metazoa, Arthropoda, Insecta, Hymenoptera, Apidae. Gene Ontology annotation, biological process: tRNA wobble position uridine thiolation. Gene Ontology annotation, molecular function: sulfurtransferase activity; tRNA binding. Gene Ontology annotation, cellular component: cytosol.
GAAGGAACUAAAAAUUAGAGUUUUUGUUCAAAACCGUAAUUAGAAUUACAUAAUUACUACAGUUCACGAAAAACCAUAAAAUGUGCACGUUAAAUGAGUCUGAAUACGAUACUUUUGAAGUAAAAGAAAUAGCGGAAAACACAAACACUUCCUUCCCUAUUAAUACCACAGAAAUGCAUAAUGCUACGCCUUUUUGUAAAAAGUGUGGUAGUCAAGAGGUCCAAGUCUUUUCUAAGAAUAGGAAUGAAUACUGUAAAGUAUGUUUUUUAAAUAUAUUAAGACAUAAAUUUAGAGCAACGUUAAGUAAAUCCAAGUCUAUACGACCGAAUGACUCAAUACUUGUUGCUCAUUCAGGGAAAGCAAAUUCAACUGCGCUUUUACAUCUUAUUAUGGUUGACACGAAUGAAUCAAUCUCCAAAAAGUUGCAACCAUCGUUUAAAGUUCUUUAUAUAGAUGAUGGUAUGGUGAAAGGACGCUCGAUCGAAGAAAGAAAAUCUAUUCGAAAUGCAUUAGCUAACGAAGCUAAGAGUUUGCAAUUGACUACGUACAUUUUACCUUUGUCAAAAUGUACAAGCGAUAGUAUUUCUAAAGAAAUGCAACUAGUAAAUGAUCCAUCAAUGAGCAUAACAAGUGAUGAGGAUACAAUAAUACAAGAAAUGUUUGAUAAUUUGGAAAAUGACACAGCCAGAGAUGAAUUAUUACAGCAAUUAAGACGUAAAUUACUUACAUUCGCAGCUGGUAAACUUAAUUGUAAUAAAAUUUUCAUUGCCGAUAUAUCUUUUGAUCUUGCGAUAAAAGUUCUUGGCGAUGUAUCGACUGGAAGAGGUUCCCAAUUGCCUUUUAACGUUGGCUUCUCUGACACAAGACACACGAAUGUAACAUUACUUCGACCACUCAGAGAUUUUACACAAAAUGACAUAACUAACUAUUUGGACUGUUACAAUCUACAUCCAAUUGUUAGUUCUGACAAAUAUAAUUUCUCUUUUCCUAUAUCUAUACGAAAUGUCACAAGAGAUUUUGUCCAUAAAUUGGAUUCUGAAUUUUAUGGCACUGUAUCCACGAUAUAUCGUACCAGCGAAAAAUUAGCUACAAAGAUAGAGCGAUUUAAUAAUGAGAACAAUGAUACAAAGGUGGAUGCUAAUAUUAAAAAGGAUAAUAACAUCUGUAUACUUUGUGAAUUAACUUUAGACUCGUGUUAUUUACCAAAAGAACAACUAUCGGUUGUACAAGCGAAAUUGUUUUCUAAAUUAGUUUCUACAAUUACCGAUACCUCAUUAAGUGAGACUAUGAAUUCGUUAAAUAUUUGUGAACAAUCAGAUAAUGAGCAAAUUGAAAGCUUAAAUGCUUUAAGACAAAAAAAAUGUCAGUGUCAAAGUGACAUUCAUAAGUCUUUUCUGACACAAUCGACAAUUGAAAAGUAUCUAUGCUAUGGUUGUAGACUAAUUUUCUUAAAUUCAAAACAAGUAGAUAAUAUUUUGCCUAAUUUUAUUUUUGAUGCAGUCCAAAAAAGAUUACAAGUUGCAUGUUUACGAGAAGAGAUAAGAGAUUUUUUAUUGUAAUUGGUGGAUAAAAGAAUAUUUAUUUAUAUUAAGAAAUACUUUACAUACUAGAUAGAGGAACACAAUUAAACACAUUUUACUUUUAAACAUUCUUAACAGAGUAACUUUUGUAACAGAGAUAUUUCGAAUAACUGUUAACUUUAUGGAAAUGAUAUAAUAAAAUACAAUAUUUAUCAUAUUUUGUAUUUCUUAUAGCUUCCUGAUAUCUCAAAUUUUAUAAAAUUUAUUAUUUUCCUGUCCGCAUUUCAUACGGAUCCGCACGUCGCCGGCAUCAGUAAGAAAUAUUCUUUCCUUGCAUAGUAUCUUUUCACUCUUUACCGAUAUAAACAUUUGCAUGAUGAUGGAGACUGCUUGGCCUAUCGACUGGAGAAUACAUCCAAUUAAUAAAUAAUUAAUGUAUAUGUAUAUGUGUAAAUGAAUGAAACUAAAAUAAUUAUAAUAAUUUUUAUAAACAUUAUAACAGUAACAAUAAGCUAUAGUGCAAUAUACGAAUAAAGGAUGAAUCACGAAGCGUGAUCAGCCUGGAUUAUUUUAUUGUUAGUGGGCUGAUCGAAAAUUUUGUCUCAUAUAAUAUGGUUCAAAGAGAACUUUAACAAAAGUUAUUUAUAAUAUAUGCACAUGUAUAAUGGAAAAUAAUCUUGAUUGUUGGAUAAGUUAAUUUCAUCUCAUUAUUAUAACUUAUAAUAGAUGGCGAUAGUAGCAAAAUUAUCUGGCUGUAUUGGCUCGUUACCCUAUUACACAACAAAGUAUUCAAGGAAGUAACUAUUGAAUUAUUUGGAAGUGCAACGACUUAUUUGAGUAAAAUUUAUUUAUUAUAUACGCAUAUUUUAUUGGGUAAUAUAUUAUCUUAUCUAUAGCACGUACUUAUAUCAUAAUAUAAAAACAAAUAAGAUAAAAAAGAAGCAAUACAGAGGUUAUAUUAAUAAAAGUGCAAAGUAUCUAUUUCAAUGUUGUAGUCAACUCAGUUAUUUUCUAACCAUGGGUGAAAGUAAUGUUGAAAGCUUGCGGAAGUUGCGAAAUAAAUACUAUACCUACUCUGGUCCUUUGAUACGUUUUCCGUUGACUGAAAUAUUGUCAAUAAAUUUACAUAGUCAGCAUGAAAAUAGAUGCAACAAUUUUGAGCUUCGUUUAGCCGAAUGUAUCGAAGCAUAUGGAUUUUAUAAAGGAAUAGAGAAAUGCGGAGCAGUACUUAAUGAUUUUCAAGAAUGUAUGACCCAAGAAAAACGCAGGAGUAGAUAUGAAUUAAUAUGUGGAGAAUUUAUUCGUCAGGUCGAAGCUGGAGAAAGAAAUUAUGAGAAAGUACCGUUUAUUGCUUUCUUUUAGAAUUUAUGUUGAAAUGUAAAUAUAUAUAUGUAAAUGUCAAAAGCAACUUAAGUAGUCAACGGUGCAUCGAAUAAGUAAAAUAUUUGUUCAACAUCAAACUGGAUAAAUGAUUAAUAAUGACAAAUUAGAAGGAA